AUUGCCCAAGGAGCGAUUCGCAUAACAUUGUUCAAAGUGAUUAGUGUGUUACAGCAAUAGGUCGUUUAUAUUAAUAUGUUUUAUUUUUCCGCAUUAAAGCAUCAUUUGCUGUCUCACCGUGAUGGGCUAAUAACGGUCGAUGCAUGGUGUUUUUAAAAGGUUAAAACGUGCUGUGAAAAGCAGCAGCUCAGUUUCGCAAAAUAAGCCUCUUGUCAUGUUUUUAAGAGGUCCAAUUGUCCAUAUGCCAAAUUGUUCGUGGCCCAGUUUCCGUGUUGCCGUCGGGUGGCAGUGUUGUGCAGGAAGAACACAAACUGUCCUCCUUCAAUUAGUGUCCGUGCCCGGAACCUUCGUAUAGAGGUUGGUGUUUAAUCGGGGUGUAAUUAUGAAUGAACCGACUUCAAGUUGGUGUUGUCGGUUGUUGUAGCAACCGCCUUAUGGCACGGCGAUAUGAACGCAGUAUGUGUGUUUGUUGAGGCUAAUAAUGAAUAUUAGUUGAAGUUGCGAUAUGUUCCCGUCGAGCAGCUUUGUUAGUGUUAGCCUUGGCUAAAGUUAGCUUAAUUACCGGACUGCAGCUAAGCGACCAAAAUACGGACACCAGUUUAGCUAAGCUAACGUUAAGUUGCAAGGCUAAUUUAAAUUGCAGAACGCUAUUUUCGCAUUGUUUGAUUAAGUAUAUUGUCGCUAAUAUGUCGGCUGUCGGCAACCUUGUUCCUGCGCGGUUCCUGACCAUCAUAGCCCACCUUGUUAUCGUUAUCACCAUCUUUUGGUCGAGGGAAAACAACGUGAGGGCUUGCUUGCCUCUGGAUUUCACGCAAGAGCAGUAUGACGAUGAAGACAGGAAGUUGGUGGUGGCACUGGCGGUCACCCUCGGUCUGUUUGGUAUAGAGCUGGCUGGGUUCUUCUCUGGAGUUUCCAUGUUCAACUGCAGCCAAGGUCUUCUUUCACUGGCUGUUCACUGCAGCGCGUCAGUAUCCUUGUCUUUCUUUGUUUUUGAGAAGUGGGAAUGCUGGACAUAUUGGGUUAUUUUUGCCAUCUGCAGUGUGCUACCUGCUUUUGUGGAGAUUCUUCUGUUUAUAGCUGUUUUUGGACUGAAGAAGAAGCCAUUAUGAAAGACGAUCCUGAUGUGAAGCUCUCCAAAUAAGCGUGGAUGUGAGCAUCUGUCUCAGUGUAUCAAAAGGCUGCAAUUCAUUACUAAUGUACAGAGUAACAAGCUUAAAAACAGUGUUUAACUUAAUGUGUAAACACUGCACAAACAAACAUCAAAGGAAUAUAGAAAUAUCUGUAAUUUUUUAAUAUAUUAGAUAUAUAUUUUUUAAUUAAAUAGAUGCAGAAAAGGCAUGUGUCAUUAUGUUCACCUUUGUCCAGAGUGGUUAAUUUAGAAAGAAUAUUUGCCAGAAUGUCGCUUGUAGCUUUUUUGUCUAUAGGAAGUGCUCAUUUGUCAGCAAACACUGAUGUGGUUUGCAGUUCUCUGUCAGUCUGUCAAACUUCCAUGAAAAUUAUGUGAACAUUAUUGUAAUCCCAAAAACAUUUUGUACAGAUUAUUUUAUUAAACAGUCAAUGGUUGUCUACUUUU
Messenger RNA from Acanthopagrus latus (yellowfin seabream), 1573 nucleotides. It is a transcript of the gene tmem107l, whose product is annotated as transmembrane protein 107 like. Bases 687 to 1109 code for a protein of 140 amino acids. Gene Ontology annotation, cellular component: MKS complex. NCBI's taxonomy places the organism in Eukaryota, Metazoa, Chordata, Actinopteri, Spariformes, Sparidae. Gene Ontology annotation, biological process: protein localization to ciliary transition zone; non-motile cilium assembly. The transcript has 5 exons. The record is from RefSeq and is a predicted model, not a curated record.